This is a messenger RNA of Haliotis rufescens (red abalone), 1428 nucleotides long. RefSeq lists its product as uncharacterized. NCBI's taxonomy places the organism in Eukaryota, Metazoa, Mollusca, Gastropoda, Lepetellida, Haliotidae. The record is from RefSeq and is a predicted model, not a curated record. The coding region runs from base 54 to 1283 and encodes 409 amino acids. Gene Ontology annotation, molecular function: retinoid binding; retinol transmembrane transporter activity. The transcript is spliced from 10 exons.
CCUGGCACAUCAAGACAGACCAGUUCCAAGGGCUUGUACAGCCGUCACUCAAAAUGAUCUUGUCGGCAUUAUGUUUUAUUUUGGCUGUUCACUUGUUUGAUAACCAAUAUACAAAUGCCAAUGACUGCAUUGUGGAUAAUAUGUCCGUUCAGAAGGAUUUGGAUUUGGAUAGGUAUGUUGGUAAAUGGUAUGAAUACCAGUGGUACACACGAGUGUAUUAUCCCCCAGAAAAGAGGUUCAGAGACUACAGCCAUAACUACAUACAGACAGCUAGUGGGAAUGUCACCAGCUACGCGAUUGGUAGAGAUCCGAGAAGUUUAGAUGGUAAAUGCUUUUUGGGGCACUCCACUCUGAUUCCUACUAAAAGUGCAGGAAAAUUCAUCUACUCAAGUGAUCAAAGUCCCUACUGGGUGAUGGAGACUGACUAUACUCAAUACGCCUUCGUCUACGGCUGUAAAAGCGUCUUCAGUAAUGGAACAUGUAAUAAAGCUAAGGCCUGGAUAUGGAGUCGAACCCCUACCUUUCCACAGAUCAUAAUGGAGAGAGCUCCUUCAUUCCAAAACACAACCUGCCUACCUGCCUCAUCAUUUUUGGACACAGAGCAAGAUAAGGAAUGUGAUUUAGCUGCACAGUACAAGACGAUACUCGGACAGUCGUGUGACAUUUCUGAGCUACAAAUGCAAAAAGAUUUCGAUGAAAGGAGGUAUCGGGGGAUCUGGUAUGAAAUUAAACGACUGUCGCAGACAUCCGUCCCAUCAUCAGAUCGCAUCCAUGACUACCAGCAUGAGUACCUAGUGCGAGUUGAUGGGGAGCUCUCUGUGUUCAUCAGAGGAAGGAGAAGGAACAGUUGCUUCUACAAAGAAAAAGUCCUCCAGACAUCAGAAACGGCUGGAAAACUUACAUUUCGAGCUGUCGAUGGUCCAGAACAGUAUCCACACUGGAUCGCUGACACCGACUACGACAACUACGCCGUCGUGUAUGGAUGCCUCAAUGUGAGCUCCAAUGGGGAAUGUUCAGUUGCCAGAUCCAGCGUAUGGAGCCGUCGUCCUACUCUGGCUCCACAUUUCCAGUACCGGGCCAACACCGUCCUCCAGAACCUGUGUGUGAACCCUGCAGCCUUCCUACUGACGCCACAGACUAAUGCCUGCCCUGCCUACGAUAGCCAGUCCCGAUGUGGAACGCCAACUAACAGGGGAACUACCUACACAGCCAACCUGUCAAUGGCGGUUGUUGGAAUAACACCGAUGCUGAUGUCAACUAUACUGAUGUACAAUAACAUGUGAUGCUCUUCAAUCAUUUCGAGAGAAGAUGGAUUAUGACAAUGACUCACACUGAAAAUAAUGAAAAUUCUCUGAAUGACAUCGAUAAAAUAAAGCAUAUCUUCCAUUGUAAUCAGAGGUUUCAAAGAGCAUUAUAAUAAAACAUAUC